Messenger RNA from Neurospora tetraspora, 1170 nucleotides. RefSeq names its product CTLH/CRA C-terminal to lish motif domain-containing protein. Gene Ontology annotation, cellular component: nucleus; cytoplasm. Lineage: Eukaryota; Fungi; Ascomycota; Sordariomycetes; Sordariales; Sordariaceae. Bases 115 to 861 code for a protein of 248 amino acids. Gene Ontology annotation, biological process: proteasome-mediated ubiquitin-dependent protein catabolic process. Gene Ontology annotation, molecular function: protein binding. The record is from RefSeq and is a predicted model, not a curated record. The transcript is spliced from 3 exons.
UCCGGUCGUCGAUACCCGUCUGCUUCACUGCUCCCACGGGCCGGCUGGUUUGAGCCUCUUUUGAUAUCUCGCACCACCAUCACCAACAGCCAACGCCAUCGGCAAUCACCAAUCAUGGACAUUCACCGCCGCAUACAAUCACAGACUUCCUCAACUUCGACUGCAACUCCCUCCAAACAUGCUUUUGAAACGAGGGUGGCCGACGUCAAGUCGCCAAAGAGUGACAUCAAUGCUCUGAUCCUCGACUACCUGAUGAUGGAGGGAUAUCCCAAGGCCGCCGAGAAGUUCCAGAAAGAGGCAAACUUGAAGCCCAAGCAGGAAGACCCUACCAUCAAUGCUCGUCAGGAGAUCCAGCACGCCAUCCAUGUUGGAAACAUUCAGAAGGCCAUCUCUGACCUGAAUGAACUCGAUCCUGGUAUCCUGGACAGUGACCCUCACCUGCACUUCUCCCUGCUUCGGUUGCAGCUUAUUGAGCUCAUCCGCAACGCCAAAGGAUAUGAUCCCACAGCAGCAAUCAACUUUGCCCAGGAGAAGCUCGCUCCUCGCGCUGCCUCUAACGAGCAGUUCCUGAAGGAGCUCGAGAAGACGAUGGCCUUGCUCAUCUUCCCGCCUGACAAGCUCCAGCCCGACCUGGCCGCGCUCCUCCACUCUGACCUGCGCCGUAACACGGCAGCUCAAGUGAACGAGGUAGUCCUGCAACGACACACGGAGCGGCGUGAAGCUGCCAUCCGUCAACUUGUUCGCAUGCGUGCCUGGGCUGAGGCAUCUUGCCGGUCUAAGAAGCGAAACCUGCCUGACCGUAUCGAACUGGGUCUCAACAAUGGAGACGAUAAUGGGCAUGAACCCAUGGUUACGAGUUAGGAACCUGCGUCAGAGGCUUUCUCGGGCUGAGCGUUACGGAGAGCAGUAGCUGGCAAUGAUGGGGUUGCCUUUUUUCUUCUUUUUUUUUAUUGUUUUAUUUUUAUACCGGAGUGGUGGCGUUUAUCAUUAUGAUUGGAGGUUCAACGAUUUGAAGCAUGUUGCAGGCGUUGGGACAGGCGGUAGAACAUGACGCCUUGGGUUUCUAUUGGGGCAUAAAGUAUUGCCAGCGGUUGGUUCCUCGCGCUAUUAUUAUCCGAAGAGGGGUUUACAGCACUUUGUGCUCUAUUGACACAAAUACAAUCAUGUUUU